Molecule: messenger RNA, 4062 nt
Organism: Bolinopsis microptera
Lineage: Eukaryota; Metazoa; Ctenophora; Tentaculata; Lobata; Bolinopsidae
Product: TBC domain-containing protein kinase-like protein
Exons: 14
Coding region: 860-3448 (862 amino acids)
Biological process (GO): protein phosphorylation; activation of GTPase activity
Molecular function (GO): GTPase activator activity; protein kinase activity; ATP binding
Source: RefSeq, a predicted model, not a curated record
GCCCAGUAUAGUAGAGAUAUUGUGUACAGUAAAAAGUGAAUUUUCUCUGUUUCGCAGAGAUUAAGAUCAAAUUUCCGAUUGUAUGAUCUCCCGUUUUUAUGUCAAAAUGCAUGACGCUGCCUGGUGAUGAAUAUUCCAUAAUAAUAAGUAGAUCUUGAUAUUAUGAUAUUAUGCUGAUUUUGUUACAUUUGUAGCCAUACUUAGCAAUACCUCACUUUCCAUACCACAAUAUACUUAUAAAUAUACUUGAUUUCACAUUAGAAUCUCAGAACAUUAAGUAAAAGCAAAACUUGAUAGGGCACAUUUUAACUUUUAUGUUCACUUCAAAAUAAUCGGAGGUUCCAUUUGACGACGAUGAUGAAAACAUGACACCAUCAUGACGUUAUAUUGGUUGCGUAACAUUGUUAUGUUGUAAUAAAGGAAAUUUAAUAUUUCAUGUUAUCAUCAUUCAUCAUAGGUCUUCAACGUCAUUAAUUUAGAUAUUGUAGUGAAAUGCAGGUCAUUCAUUUGCAACGUGUAAUAUGAUAACAUAUUAUGAUAACAAAUCUAUAAUUGAUGUAUAAUGAUGUUUUUAAAUCACUUAUGUUCAUUGUUCUUGAGUUAUAAGUUCGUAUUCAUUGAUAUUGAAAUCAGGACGAUAAGACCAAUCAAUCGCUAAAAACAUAAAUCAUGUUCAAAUAUUGAAAUUUAAGAGAUAAAUUAAUGCAAACAAAUCAGGAUCUUUCAAAUUUCCUACCAUGACUCACUUGUGGAAUGUGGAGGUCACAUCUCUGAAUUUACUACAAAUAAUACCUUUACACACUACACAGGACACUUACCCUCCCUGAUGUCAGUAUAAUUCUCUACACGGCGGGGACGCAUGGCUCCUUACAACAAUGACCUCGUGAAGGGAUGUUUUGGUGUGGUUCCCCUCCACGUAGCCCAACAUCCUCACAACUGCAUCAGUAAUAAUGGCCUCCCCAUUACUCAUAACUCUGUCAGACUCAUUGGCAGAUACGCUGAUUUGACUUCUUUGUCUCAUCCGAACAUUUGUAGAUAUCUGGAUAUUGUGAGGGGUAAAGGAGAAUUGGUAGCAGUAGUGCAGGAGUACCAUGAACUAUCUCUACGUCAGCUAAUCUCCAGUACACAGGAUACUCAGACCCUAGAUACCAAACAAGUUGUCUACGAUAUCACUUGUGGACUCCGGUAUCUUCACUCCAAGAGGAUAGUGAACAGAUCAGUAACCCUUCAAAACGUGCUGUUUGAAAAGUCAAGUGGUGCAGCUAAGCUAAGUAACUUUGGUUUCUCUUACCUAACAAACGGAGGCAAAGCUGUAGAAUUCUUUGUGGGGGACCGAGCAUUGUCUGCCCCGGAGGUGUUAGUUAGUAAGUUAACCUCAACUAAGUCCGACAUUUGGUCUCUAGCUGUCCUUCUUCUCUGUAUCUUCAACAAAGGUCACCUAGUUGGGGACUCCUCUAACUUUGCUGCUGUGAUCAAGAUCUUGUUCGGUGGGGAGACCCUUGAAGAAAAGUGUGGAUUACUGGGUAUUGAGCUGCAGUCUGAGUUUUUGGAGUUUUUAGAGAAGAGUUUGGUUAUAAAACCUACUGCCAGAGCAACCGCCCAGCAACUCCUACAACUGCAAGUCUUUGCAGAGUGCAAGCCCCGCAAGCACGAGAUGGAGUUGUACCCUUUUGCUGUUUCCAAAGCUCAUCUCAUCAGCUGUGAAGACGUAGUUGAUGAGUCUGAGUUAGAAGACCCAUUAUCGCGAGCAUGUUCUCUAGUUGAACUGUACGAAUUAUGGAGAAUGGCAGGGGGAGAUGUGCUAGCUGAACUAGAGAAGUUUGGUUUAGUAAGAGGUUCCAUCCCUAUCUGUGAUCUGCCUCUAGUUUCACUUCCUUCCGGAGAGAUAUACAAGGAACACCGUGAUAAUAUCCUGGGAGAAAGACAAACCUUGUAUCCCAUAUCUCCUUCUCUUAUCGUAAAGAGAUUGGCUCAUGUGGAACCAGAGGUGUUUUAUCCGCUGACUUUGACCAAGUGUAAGCUGUCUAAAGGAAUGCAAGACAUGUCACAAUUGCCAACUGUAAUCAAGGAAAGGAACAUUGAAUAUCAAUUACACAGGAUCAAACUAUUCACAGCUCUCCUCCAUGGGUACCCGGCAACAGUUGACGCGAUUAGAAAGGAGGCGAUGUUAGAUGUGCCACCUUUACUUCGGAGAUACGUUUGGUCAGCUUUACUAGAAAUCAAAGGAGAUAUCGAAGAUUAUUACAACAAGAUAGAUAAGACCCAGUCGCUGGGAGCAAUAGACAGACAGAUAGAUGUAGACAUACCAAGAUGUCACCAAUAUAAUCAUUUCCUUUCCUCUCCAACCGGACACUGGAAAUUGAGGAGAGUUCUUAAAGCUUGGGUCAUUGACCAUCCUGACCUGACAUAUUGGCAGGGAUUAGAUAGUCUUGCAGCUCCGUUCCUUGUUCUACACUCGGGAAACGAGGCACUGGCCUACGCUUCUCUCAAGACUUUCGUGAGAAAGUAUGUCAACAAUUUCUUCCUGAAAGAUAAUUCCCACGUGAUGACGGAGUACUUGUGGGUGUUCUGUCAGUUAGUCAUGUUUCACGAUCCUGAACUGGCUCUCCACAUUCAAAACAUGGGCUUUAUUCCUGAGCUGUACGCGAUACCUUGGUUCCUGACUAUGUUUACACACGUGUUCCCUCUUCAGAAGAUAUUCUAUUUAUGGGACACCAUGCUACUUGGUAAUUCCUCGUUCCCGAUGUUCCUAGGAGCAGCUGUUCUAAUCCAAGUCAGAGAGACGCUCCUCUCCUACGAGUUUAACGAGUGUAUCUUACUUUUCUCCGACAUGCCCGACGUAGAUAUCGACAAGAUCAUCAAGGAUGCAAUGAGGAUGUACCAGAUCACGCCCAUGACACUUACUUAUCGCAAACAUAGCUACCACCACCAAGAGAACGAACUGUUGCCUCCUAAGCCAUCUGAAGGUGGUGCUAAAUACUCUUACAACUUCUCUAAAACAUUCCUAGCCGAGCAUGUUGCUUCUUUCCCUGACACUCCAGAGCUAAAGGAGGAUAUCUGUGGCCGAAUAUUUAUCCAGGAUCUAGCCAAGUUGCUGAGGUACCAGGAAAGUGUGGAGAGAAGAGGUGGCACUGCCAGUUCCACUAUUGUAGUAGUGGAUAUCAGAAGUCAGGAUGUCUUUGUGGUUGGUCAUCUCCCCGACAGUCUUAACGUGCCCAUCUCACAAGAUCUGGUAACUUCUGACGGUCAACCAACUUCACCGGAGGUUCACACUUUGUUGAGACAUCGCAGGAAACGGGACUCCCUGACGGUGGUAGUCGGCCCAAAUGAGGGGGCUAGUAGGAAGUUUUGUAAGAUGUUGAUGGGACUACAUUUUCUGCACGUGGCGCGGGUACACGGAGGAACCAGUGCUUUGUCUCAGGCUGGUAUGUUGUGUGCUGCAACGUAAUCAGUUUUUAAAUAUUUUUUUCUUAUUAUUGUUUACUAUUUUACCAUUUGGCAUGUUUAAUGUAAGAGUAAUUUAUUGAUCUUUUCACUGUUCAUUGUUAAAUUGCUGUUUGUGAAGUCUGGAUGUUAUAUUAUUAUGACAGUUUAUAAAAAACUUGUUUCAAUAGUACGUUUAUAUGUAGUUAAACGUAGUUGAUGAGUGAUAGCAGUAUUCAACAACAUUGUUAGUUAAUUAUUCCUAAUCACGCAUUAUGUAUGAAAAUAUUGAGACUGUAGUGACCAGCGAUGAGCUCUUAUUGACGGUAAAAUUUCUGGAGAACGCAUUGAACUAUGAGAUAUACGCAACACAGCUCAAGUAAUACGUAUUAUUAGAAAAAUGUACCACAACAGAUUGCUCAAACUCGGAGUCCGAGACAAUUUGUUAUUGUAAUUGCCAUCUGUAUGAUGAUUAUUAUACUUGUACGUAAAAAUAUUGGCAACAAUUCGUUUGGACCAAAGAAAUUUCCAAUUUGAUAACACAUAACAGUGAAAAAAUCGAUUACCCAGCAUAACAUGAAAUUGAAAUAUUGACCAUUCAUGUUCAUCGAAAAAGAAAAAUAAUUUAAUCAACCCUUC